AUGCCCAAGUCCAGACGCUCCAAGGUCGUCCACAUGACGCAGGUGGACAAGAAGACCCGCGAGGACAAGGAAAAGCUCUUCCAGAACAUUCGCGAUGCCAUACCCGAGUACCAGCACUGCUUCGUCUUCAGCGUCGACAACAUGCGCAACUCCCACCUCAAGGACGUGAGACGUGAGCUCUCCGACUGCCGCCUCUUCUUUGGCAAGACCAAGCUCAUGGCCAAGGCCCUUGGCCAGACUCCCGCCGAGGCUAUCGCCCCCGGCAUCGAGGUCCUCGCCCGCCACAUCACUGGCACCGUCGGCCUGAUCCUGACCAAUCGCCCCGUCGAGGCCAUCAUCGACUACUUUAACAACUUCUCUCCCGUCGACUUCGCCCGCGCUGGCGUUGCCGCCUCCCGCGACUUCUCCAUCCCUACCGGCAUCGUCUACGCCACCGCCGGCGAGGUCCCCGCCGAGCACGACGUGCCCCUCGAGCACUCCAUCGAGCCCGAGCUGCGUCGCCUCGGCGUGCCCACCCGUAUGGUCAAGGGCCGCGUCGUCCUCGGCGAUGAGAGCGGCCAGGGCGAGGAGUACGUUGUUUGCAAGGAGGGCGAUGUGCUGGACUCGCGACAGACGAGGCUGCUCAAGCUGUUUGGCCUGUGCAUAAGCGAGUUCAAGGUCCAGAUUGUAGCAUACUGGAACUCGGCUACUUCGGAGGUGACUGAGAUUAACCCCGACGCCAUGGCCGGCGUUGACGAGAAUUGA
Molecule: messenger RNA, 744 nt
Organism: Ilyonectria robusta
Lineage: Eukaryota; Fungi; Ascomycota; Sordariomycetes; Hypocreales; Nectriaceae
Product: putative 60S acidic ribosomal protein P0
Exons: 3
Coding region: 1-744 (247 amino acids)
Biological process (GO): nuclear-transcribed mRNA catabolic process; ribosomal large subunit biogenesis; rRNA processing
Cellular component (GO): preribosome, large subunit precursor; nucleolus
Molecular function (GO): RNA binding
Source: RefSeq, a predicted model, not a curated record